CCCAGAUAGAGCAGUAGUCAUGCCUCCAGUCUUCCUCUGAGGCUAGUCUACUAAACAGAACGCUCAUUGGAUACCUCACUGAUGUCUUAGUUAAUGGGCUACAAACCACAAAGGCACACAGCCAUUUUUCUAGGAACGCCUGUCCUGACCAUCCAAGCGUUUCGGCUUGGGGCCGCGAGCAGAGAGGAGUUACUGGAUUUGGCUCUUGGUAUCUGAGUGUUACACCCCCUGGGUCAGAUCUCUCGGCGGCGGGUGACGUCUUGAGAUGCUGGCCGGCCACCGCGAGAAGAGCAGCAGGGCUGGCUUUGGCCUGACGAAGCCGCUCAAGAUGAACAUGGUGAAGAGGAUCAUGGGAAGGCCGCGGCAGGAGGAGUGUAGUCCCCAGGACAACGCUCUAGGCCUCAUGCACCUCCGUCGCCUCUUCUCUGAGCUCUGCCACCCACCACGUCACAUGACCCAGAAGGAGCAGGAAGAGAAACUCUACAUGAUGCUGCCUGUCUUCAACAGGGUGUUCGGGAACGCCCCUCCCAGCACCAUGACGGAGAAGUUCCAGGACCUCCUCCAGUUCACCACCCAAGUCUCCCGUCUCAUGGUCACUGAGAUCAGACGGAGGGCGUCCAACAAGUCCACAGAGGCGGCCAGUCGAGCUAUAGUCCAGUUUUUGGAGGUCAACCAGAGCGAGGAGGCAAGUCGUGGCUGGAUGCUACUGACCACCAUCAAUCUGCUGGCUUCUUCUGGACAGAAAACAGUGGAUUGCAUGACAACUAUGUCCGUCCCCUCCACCCUGGUUAAGUGUCUGUACCUGUUCUUUGACCUGCCUCACAUGGCCGAGGCUCCGGCUUCCACCCAGACCCAGGCCUCGGAGCUGCCACUGGCUGACCGCCGUGCCCUGCUUCAGAAGGUCUUUGUACAGAUCCUGGUAAAGCUUUGCAGCUUUGUGUCCCCUGCGGAGGAGCUGGCCCAGAAAGACGACCUCCAGCUCCUGUUCUCGGCCAUAACAUCUUGGUGCCCCCCCCACAACCUGCCAUGGAGGAAGAGCGCCGGCCAGGUCCUCACCACCAUCUCACGACACGGCCUUAGCGUCAACGUGGUCAAGUACAUCCACGAAAAAGAGUGCCUGGCCACAUGUAUCCAGAACAUGCAGCAGUCAGACGACCUUUCAACCCUAGAGAUAGUAGAGAUGUUCGCCGGUCUGUCCUGUUUCCUGAAAGACUCCAGCGACGUGUCCCAGACCCUGCUAGACGACUUCCGCAUGUGCCAGGGAUACACUUUCCUGUGUGACCUCAUGCUCCGACUGGAGCAGGCCAAAGAGGAGGACAGCAGCGACGCCUUGAAGGACCUGGUAAACCUGGUCACAUGUCUCACCACCUAUGGAGUGACGGAGCUCAAACCCGCCGGUCUCACCACAGGAGCUCCUUUCCUCCUACCAGGAUUCAUUCUCCCACAGCCUACUGGGAAAGGCCAUACGGUGAGAAACCUGCAGGCCUUCUCUGUCCUGCAGAAUGCCUUUCUGAGGGCCAAGACAUCUCUUCUGGCCACCACGGUCCUCGACGCCAUCGGAAACAUCUACGCUGCAGACCCUGCCAACUACUUCAUCCUCGAAGCCCAGCACACACUCUCUGUGUUCGCUGACAAGGUGGUGAAGUUUCCGGAUGCCCAGGCCAAGUACUUUGAGCUGUUGGAAUUUGUAGUGUUCACUCUGAACUACGUUCCCUGCAAGGAGCUGUUCAGUGUCAGCGUGCUGCUCAAGGGUUCUACCUCACACUCCUGCAGUAGCAUUGCUACCAGGACUCUGUUGAAGUUGAGUCGCCAUGACGCUGUGUUCAGUGACGUGUUGAGGGAGGUGGGGCUUCUGGAGGUGCUGGUCAACCUGCUGCAUAAGUAUGCUGCCCUGCUCAAAGACCCAGCCACACAGCAACACCGGGAACAGACCGCUGGAGACCUGCUCAAAGACGCAGGCACGCAGCAGCCUCGGGAACAGACCGCAGGAGACCACCAGCAUGGUGACUGUAAGAGUAACAGUGUUGCAGAGGAACAGAAGCAAUUGGCCUGGCUGGUCAUGGAGACUCUGACUGUCCUACUACAAGGAUCCAACACCAAUGCAGGUUUGUUCAGAGAGUUUGGGGGUGCACGCUGCGUCCACAACAUCGUGAGGUAUGGUCAGUGCCGGGAGCACGCCCUGAUGAUCAUCCAGCAGCUGGUUCUGUCGCCCAGUGGGGAUGACGACAUGGGAACCCUGCUGGGCCUGAUGCACUCCGCCCCCAGCACCGAGCUACAGCUCAAAACGGACAUACUGAGGGCUCUGCUGGCAGUGUUGAGAGAAAGUCACCGUACCCGGACAGUCUUCCGGAAGGUUGGCGGCUUUGUCUACGUCACGUCCCUUCUCGUUGCCAUGGAGAGGUCACUUUGCCAGCCGCCGCGCCAAGGAUGGGAGAAGGCCAAUCAGAAUCAGGUGUUUGAGCUCCUCCACACGGUCUUCUGCACGCUGACCGCCGCCAUGCGGUAUGAACCUGCCAACUCUCACUUCUUCAGGACUGAGAUCCAGUACGAGAAACUAGCAGACGCUGUCAGGCUGCUGGGCUGUUUCUCAGAGGCCAAGAAACUUGGAGCCACGUCGGUUUUCCCCUCCAACGCCCAGCCCUUCAUGAGGCUCCUGGAGGACGAGGGUGUUGCUGCCGGAGACGUCUGCCCUACACUCAAACACUGCAGCAAGCUCUUCAUCUACCUUUACAAGAUGGCCACUGACUCCUUUGACAGUCGUGCGGAGCAGGUGCCCCCCUGCCUGACACAUGAGACCUCCCUGCCCUCUCCGUGGGGCACGCCAGCGCUCGCCAGGAAGAGGCACGGAUACCAGGGAACGUCUGGCCCUCCCGCCGGUGUCAGAGCCCUGACGGACCUCAGUCAAAAGCUGCAUUUGGCCAACUCUUCCUCAUCGUCCUCCUCGUCUUUCCCGUCGGACUCAGUGGUCAUCCACCCAGGUGCAGGACUAGCCAUGCUGGACCUUCUGGCCUCGGUCAGCUCCGACAGCCAGCCAGAGCACGCCCUGGACCUGCAGCUAGCGGUAGCUAACAUCCUGCAGCUCCUGGUACACAGUGAGAGGAACCAGCAGGUCCUGUGUGAGGCGGGUCUACACAGCAGGCUUCUGCAGCGCUGCAGCCAGGCCCUGGGUGACGAGGACCACCCCCUACACCCCCCACUGCAGAGGAUGUUUGAGAGGCUGGCCUCACAGGCCCUGCAGCCCAUGGCCCUGAGAGAGUUCCUCCGACUUGGCAACCCUUUGAACUGUGGUGCCUGGGACAAGAAGCUCCUGAAGCAGUAUCGUGUCCACAAGCCCUCCUCACUCAGCUAUGACGCAGACAUGAGAAACUCUAUGACAAUGUCCAUGGACGGGUGUUUUGGUCCGGACAGCGUGUUCGCAGCGGCGGCCGGCGAGGACAACGGGCAGUACCGAAUCAGCCGUAGUCUGGUCCGUUCCGCCGAAGGUUCCACCGUGCCCCUCACCAGAGUCAAGUGUCUGGUGUCCAUGACAACGCCCCACGACAUACGCCUGCAUGGCUCAGCCGUCACGCCGGCCUUCGUGGAGUUCGAUACCUCGCUGGAGGGCUUCGGUUGCCUGUUCUUACCCAGUCUGGCCCCUCACAACGCUCCAUCUAACAACACCAACACAGGAGGAACCAGCGAUGGAGCUGUUGUCAGCGGGAUUGGAGCAGGAGAGCGCCUGUUCCCCCCUCCUUCUGGGUUGAGCUACUCGGCCUGGUUCUGCGUGGAGCGGUUCAGCACCGCCCCCCACAGCCACCCUGUGCGUCUGCUGACUGUGGUUCGCCGGGCCACCUCAUCAGAACAGCACUAUGUCUGUCUGGCUGUGGUUCUGUCUGUGAAGGACCGCUCCCUCAUGGUCUCCACCAAGGAGGAACUGCUGCAGAACUACGCGGAUGACGUCAGUGAGGAGUCCAAGUUAUUUGAGGUUCUGCCGUGCUGCGCCAGGUUCCGCUGUGGAGACCUGAUCGGAGAAGGCCAGUGGCAUCACCUGGUGUUGGUCAUGAGUAAAGGCAUGUUGAAGAACAGCAUGGCUACCCUGUACAUUGACGGACAGCUGGUUCACACCACCAAGCUCCACUACAUCCAUAGUUCUCCGGGCGGGAGCGGCAGCACCAACCCCCCGGUGGUCAGCACUGUGUACAGCUACAUCGGCACACCCCCCGCCCAGAGGCAGCUGUCCAAUCUUGUGUGGCGCCUGGGGCCCACGCACUUUCUGGAGGAGGUACUUCCUGCCACCAGCGUUGCGUUGGUGUACGAGCUGGGUCCGAACUACACCGGGAGCUUCCAGGCGGUUUACCUCCCCUGUAAAGACUCCAGGACUGGCGAGGCUCCAACCCCGGUAGCCCUGGUUCCAGAGGAGAAGGUGUCGUUCAGCCUCUACGCCCUCUCCGUUUCAGCGCUCACCGUGGCCAAGAUACGCAAGGUCUACAACAAGCUGGACAGCAAGGCCAUUGCAAAGCAGCUGGCUGUGUCGUCUCAUGAGAACGCCACCCCGGUUAAAUUAAUCCACAACGCGGCGGGUCACCUUAACGGUCCGGCUCGCACCAUAGGAGCAGCGGUCAUUGGCUACCUUGGUGUUCGUGCAUUCCUCCCCAAACCUGUGGCUACCACUCUGCAGUAUGUGGGUGGUGCAGCAGCCAUCUUGGGCCUGGUUGCCAUGGCGCAGGACGUUGAGGGUCUCUACGCGGCUGUCAAGGCGUUGGUAUGCGUUGUCAAGAGCAACCCACUGGCCAGUAAGGAGAUGGAGCGGAUUAAAGGCUACCAGCUGUUGGCCAUGCUGCUCAAGAAGAAGCGUCACCUGCUCAACAGUCACAUCCUCCAUCUCACGUUCUCCCUGGUGGGGACAGUGGACAGUGGCCAUGAGACCUCCAUUAUCCCCAACUCCACCGCCUUCCAGGACCUGCUCUGUGACUUCGAGGUGUGGCUCCAUGCACCCUACGAACUCCACCUGUCCCUGUUUGAACACUUCAUUGAACUCCUCACUGAGUCCAGUGAGGCUGCUCGGAACGCUAAGCUGUUACGUGACUUCCAGCUGAUCCCCAAGCUUUUGUUGACGCUAAGGGACACCUCUCUGUCCCAGCCCACCAUCGCUGCCAUCGGCAAUGUGCUUUCACUGCUGCUCCAAGGCUUCCCUAACACAUACGACCUACUAAGGUUUGGCCAGUUCAUCUCUUCCACACUGCCAACAUUUGCUGUGUGUGAGAAGUUUGUGGUGAUGGAGAUCAACAACGAGGAGAAGAUCGAUGGAGGUAACGACGAUGACUUUGGGGGCCUCCUGUCUGCCAAUCUGAUCCUGCUGAGGAACCGGUUGCUGGACAUCCUCCUGAAACUGCUCUUCACAUCUAAGGAGAAAUGCAGCGUCAACACACAGGCGUGUGAGGAGUUGGUGCGUACUCUGGGUUUUGACUGGCUGCUGAUGUUCAUGGAGGAACACCUUCACUCCAGCACGGUAACGGCAGCUCUGUGGAUCCUGGUGGUCCUCCUCAGCAACCAGGCUAUUCUCAUCAGGUUUAAAGAGGGGCUGACUGGAGGCGGGUGGCUGGACCACACUGACUCUGUCCUCACUAACAAGAUUGGCACCGUGCUGGGGUUUAACGUUGGCCGUAGUGCCGGCGGGCGCUCCACCCUACGGGAGAUCAACCGAGACGCGUGCCACUUCCCAGGGUUCCCUGUUCUGCAGACGCUGCUCCCUAAGCACACAAACGUCCCUGAUCUGUAUUUCCUGCUGAUGGCCCUGUUCCUGCAACAACCCGUCACUGAACUGCCAGACAGCCUCCAGGUACAUUUCGACCUGGACUCCCUCUGGACGUUCAUCUUCGGGGUCCCAGCGUCCAAUGGCACUGUGGUGUCGUCCAUCCACAGCGUCUGCACCGAGGCAGCCUUCCUCCUGCUGGGGAUGCUGAGGAGCAUGCUGAACCUGCCAUGGCAGUCGGAGGAGGAGGGCUCCUGGCUGAGGGAGUAUCCAGUGACUCUGAUGCAGUUUUUCAGAUACCUGUAUCACAACGUCCCUGACCUGACUCCCAUGUGGCACAGCCCGGAGUUCCUGUGUGCCCUGGCUGCGUCCGUGUUCCCCUUCAACAUCAGACCCUACUCUGAGAUGGUGAGUGAUCUGGAUGAUGAAACGGGGUCUCCCACGGAGGAAUUCAAGGCCUUUGCAUCUGACACAGGCAUGAACCGCAGCCAGUCGGAGUACUGCAAUGUUGGUUCAAAGACCUACCUGACCAACCACCCGGCCAAGAAGUAUGUGUUCGACUUCAUGCGGGUUCUGAUCAUGGACAACCUGUGUCUGACCCCUGCCAGCAAACAGACGCCCACCAUCGACCUCCUGCUGGAGGCCUCCCCGGAACGUUCCACCAGGACUCAACAGAAAGAGUUUCAGUCCUACAUCCUGGACUCUGUCAUUGAACACCUCCUGGCUGCGGAGGUCCUGUUGGGUGAGGAUGCGUCCCUCCCCCUCACCAGCGGGGGCAGCUACCAGGUGCUGGUCAACAACGUUUUCUACUUCGCUCAGCGGGUGGUAGACAAGCUUUGGCAGGGCAUGUUCAACAAGGAGUCCAAGAUGGUGGUGGAGUUCAUAGUUCAACUCAUAGGACAGUCCAAGCGGCGGUCGCAGGGUCUCUCUCUGGACUCGGUCUACCACUGUCUGAACCGCACGGUCCUGUACCAGCUAUCUCGACCACACAAGACCGUGCCUCAACAGGUAGCGCUGCUGGAUUCCCUCAGGGUUUUGACCGUGAACCGUAAUCUGGUGCUGGGUCCCGGAAACCACGACCAGGAGUUUGUGGCCUGUCUGGCUCACUGCUUCAUCAUCCUCCACGUUGGGAGUAGUGUGGAGGGCUUUGGUUUGGAGGCGGAGGCUCGUAUGACCACCUGGCACGUCAUGAUGCCCACUGAGAAUGAACCGGACAACACUCACAGCCAGGACGUCAGUGAAGGCCGCCAGCUGCUGCUGAAAGCGGUGAACAGGGUCUGGACAGAGCUCAUGCACAGUAAGAGGCAGAUGCUGGAGGACAUCUUUAAGGUGUCCCUCCCCACCAAUGACAGAGGACACGUGGACAUCUCCACUGCUCGUCCUGCCUUGGAGGAACCUGCCCUGAAGAGCUGGCAGAACCAUCUGGUUUAUGAGAAGAAGUGUAUUAGCCGAGGGGAGUCCGUGGUGCCGGCCAGCCAGUCCAAACUGUCCCGGGUCAGCAGUGGCUUUGGCCUGUCCAAACUGACCGGGGCUCGGCGCACCAAGAAGGAAAACUCCCUCAACAAGAACAACCUUUCUGCACAGGAGACAUUCCAGUGGAUGUUCACCCACAUAGCGGUGGUCAGGGAUCUGGUGGCCAUGCAGUACAAGGAGUACCAGGAGAGGCAGCAGAAUGCUCUGAAGUACGUCACUGAGGAGUGGGCCUCCAUAGAGUACGAGCUGCUGAGAGAGCGGGGCCUCUGGGGCCCUCCCAUCGGAUCCCAUCUGGACAAGUUCCUGCUGGAGAUGACGGAGGGACCCUGCCGCAUGAGGAAGAAGAUGGUGCGCAACGACAUGUUCUACAUACAUUAUCCAUAUGUCCCAGAGCCGGAACCCAGCACCAAUGGCCAAGUACAGAAGCCAGUCCGGUACCGGCGAGCGAUCAGCUAUGACAGUAAGGAGUACUACAUGCGAGUGCUGUCCGGUAACCCAGGGAUGUACCAGCACUCUGUAGACCACAGCACAGAGGGUGAAGCCACACAGCAGGAACCUGGAGAGGUGCACGGAGAAGACACCAUUGCCAGGGUCAAAGGUCUUGUAAAGGCCCCUUUGAAGAGGUCACGUUCCACAGCAGACGGAGCCGACGAGGAACAAGACCUGCUCCAGGAACAGCUGUUGGAGUCAGGAGGACUGGAUGAGGAGCAAAGGACUGACAACACCUCGCUGUUACGGCUACUGGAGGAGGGAGAGAAGAUCCAGCACAUGUACCGCUGCGCCAGGGUUCAGGGCCUGGAUACCAGCGAGGGGCUGCUGCUGUUUGGGAAGGAACACUUCUACGUCAUCGAUGGUUUCACCAUGACCGUCUCCAGAGAGAUCCGAGACAUUGAGACUCUGCCCGCCAAUCUACAUGAGACCAUCAUCCCGCGGGGGGCACGGCAGGGCCAGAGCCAGUUAAAGAGGACCUGCAGUAUCUUCGCCUACGAGGACAUUAAGGAGGUCCACAAGAGACGCUACCUGCUUCAGCCCAUGGCCGUAGAGGUGUUCUCUGGAGACGGGAGAAACUACCUGCUGGCCUUCCAGAAAGGAGUCCGCAACAAAGUCUACCAGCGCUUCCUGGCCGUGGUUCCCUCGCUGGCAGACAGCUCAGAGUCCGUCUCGGGACAGAGGCCUAACACCAGCGUAGAACAGGGGUCAGGCCUUCUCAGCACUCUGGUCGGGGAGAAGUCUGUCACCCAGAGAUGGGAGCGCGGUGAGAUCAGCAACUUCCAGUACUUGAUGCACCUCAACACUCUGGCGGGGCGAUCCUACAAUGACCUGAUGCAGUACCCUGUGUUCCCCUGGAUCCUGGCGGACUACGACUCUGAGGAGUUGGACCUGAACAACCCGCGUACAUUCCGUAACCUGGCUAAACCAAUGGGAGCUCAGACGGACGACAGGCUGACCCAGUACAAGAAGAGGUUCAAGGACUGGGAGGACCCAACCAGCGAGACCCCUGCUUAUCACUAUGGAACUCACUACUCCUCAGCGAUGAUUGUGGCGUCGUACCUGGUCCGCAUGGAGCCCUUCACUCAGAUCUUCCUCAGGCUUCAGGGAGGUCACUUUGAUUUAGCAGACAGGAUGUUUCACAGUGUGCGGGAAGCCUGGCUCUCUGCCUCCAAACACAACAUGGCCGACGUCAAGGAGCUCAUACCUGAGUUCUUCUACCUUCCAGAAUUCAUGCUUAACUCCAACAACUUUGACCUUGGUGCCAAGCAGAACGGGAUCAGACUAGGAGAUGUUCUUCUGCCUCCAUGGGCCAAGGGAGACCCAAGAGAGUUCAUCAGAGUCCAUCGACAGGCUCUGGAGUGUGAUUAUGUGUCUGCCCACCUGCAUGAGUGGAUAGACCUGAUCUUUGGCUUCAAGCAGCAGGGCCCACCAGCGGUGGAGGCCGUUAACGUGUUCCACCACCUGUUCUACGAGGGCCAGGUGGACAUCUACAACAUCAACGACCCUCUGAAGGAGACCGCCACCAUCGGGUUCAUCAAUAACUUUGGACAAAUCCCCAAACAGUUGUUUAAGAAGCCCCAUCCUCCAAAGCGGGUCCGCAGUAAGUCCAACGGGGGGGAGGCCGGGGGGAUACCAGGCUCCCUCUCCUCCAGCACCGACAAGAUCUUCUUCCAUCAUCUGGACAACCUCCGACCUUCUCUAGCCCCUGUCAAAGAGCUCAAGGAGCCUGUGGGUCAGAUCAUCUGCACUGAUAAAGGCAUCCUGUCAGUGGAGCAGAACAAAGUUCUCCAACCGCCUCACUGGAGCAAGACCUUCGCCUGGGGUUACGCUGACCUAUCCUGCCGACUGGCCAAUUACGAGUCUGACAAGGCGGUGGUGGUGUACGAGUGUCUGUCAGAGUGGGGUCAGGUCCUCUGUGCCAUCUGCCCCAACCCCAAGCUUAUCAUCACCGGAGGAACCAGCACAGCCAUCUGUGUGUGGGAGACAGGUACCUCCAAGGAGAGGGCCAAGACACUCACACUAAAACAGGCGUUGCUGGGUCAUACUGAUGCGGUGACGUGCCUGACCGCCUCGUCGGCGUACCACAUCAUCGUCAGCGGCUCCCGGGACAGAACGUGCAUCAUCUGGGACCUCAACAAGCUGUCCUUCGUCACGCAGCUCAGGGGCCACAGGGCCCCCGUCUCAGCCCUCUGCAUCAAUGAGCUCACGGGAGACAUUGUGUCGUCAGCUGGUACCUACAUCCAUGUCUGGAGCAUCAACGGCAGCCCCAUCGCCAGCGCCAACACCUUCACGGGACGCUCCCAACAGAUCCUCUGCUGCUGUGUGUCUGAGAUGAAUGAGUGGGACAUGCAGAACGUCAUCGUAACCGGACACUCCGAUGGGGUUGUCAGGUUCUGGAGAAUGGAGUUCCUACAAGUCCCAGAAACCCCUGCUCCAGAACCAAUCGAUCCCCCUGAUGUACCUGACUGCUGUACGGAGGUCAAGCUGGCAGAGGGACCAGAGACCCAUAACGGUGAUGACGACAGCAGCGAAUCAGACGGAGACGAGCCCAGUCUCAGCACGGACUCCAAACCAUCUCCCCGCCCUCACUCUGCAGCCACAGCAGGGGGAGGGGCUGGAUCGGCAGAGGGAGGGUCCGGCAGCCAGCCAGGCAGCGCCGUUCACAGACCCAAAGGGGUCGCGGGGGGGCGAUCAGGGGUCACCUGGUCUGUGGACAGCGGGUCAGACGAGUCCCGUCGCUGGUCCGACACCCUCAGCCUGGACGAGAAGGACGGCUUUGUGUUCGUCAACUACUCAGAGGGUCAGACGGGACAGUCCAAACCCGGGGUCCCCUCUCACCCCCACCCUCCCCACCCGGCAGCAGGCCACGGCGGGGUGCCCCAGCCCCUACACCCCACCACCAUGGAGGCCCGGCCGUACAACCAGCUCAGGGCAGGUUACAGAUGGGAACGCCAGCUGGUGUUCCGGAGCAAACUGACCAUGCACACCGCUUUUGACCGGAAAGACAAUGCUCACCCAGCAGAGAUCACAUCCCUGGCCAUCUCGAAAGACCACAGCAGGAUCCUGGUUGGUGAUGGCCGCGGCCGGGUGUUUAGCUGGUCUGUGAGUGAUCAGCCUGGCCGGUCGGCCGCUGACCACUGGGUGAAGGACGAGGUGGUGGACAGCUGUUCAGGCUGCGCCGUGCGGUUCUCCCUCACUGAGAGACGCCACCACUGUAGGAACUGUGGGCAGCUCUUCUGUCAGAAGUGUAGUCGUUUUCAGUCGGAGAUCAAGCGUCUGAAGAUAUCGUCCCCGGUGAGAGUGUGUCAGAACUGUCACUAUAACCUGCAGCACGAGCGCAUCGGCGAGGACAGCUGCAGAAACUAACCACGGGAACUAGCCUGAAGGCACUACCCUAGGGAACCUGUGUCCUAUCCCGUCUCUCACCCUCCCGUGCAACCCUGCCUCCCUUAAAUACCACCGCUGUGCGCGCGCGCGCACGCACGUGUCCAGUGACCCAAUGUAAAACACUGACUGAUGUAGGCUUUUAAAGGGAUCACUGAAGAGGCAACUGUUUCCGUUACUGUGGUGGUUAGGAAUGACCAGGCCAGGAGUCUGGUUGGGAAACGCGUGGAUAGAAUGCGAGUUGUGGUAUGAAUUAGGAAGGGGGAUUAUGGUGAGGGUUGUAAACCAUCUAACUUCUGCUUUCUUUCGGCCCCAAAUAAAGCUCCGUUGUCAGAUUCAUCUUCCGUCUACCAUCUUGUAGUUUAGAUUUUAGAAAACCAACGCACAGAACGACAAGCCUCGCGUAGUUCAGAAGGGAAAACAUGUUUAUAUUGUAAAUACUUACAUUGGCCUUUUUAACUAGAACAGGAAAAACUGAGAACAAAAUUAUAAUAAUUGUUGUUUCCUGUAAACUAGCAUUGUCACUAACCACUCCCGGCUUUAAAAACACAACAGUUGUGUGGAACAAUAAUAUGUAUGGUCACGAGUCACGGAAGCUCAGAGGGAAUUUUAGCAACUAAGUCCCACGUGGAAACCUAUUUCCUAUGUAGAGCACUACUCUUGAUGGAGCCUGGUGAGAAUAGGGGGCAAGAGAUGUGCACUAAAAAGUGAGUAGGAUGCCGUUUUGGGACUUGUACAAUUAUAACAAUAGGGGAAUAUGAAUGUUAAAUUAAUGCUGCGUGUUAACAUUACCAGCGUGUCUAGUUAUGCAAUAACUUCUUUUUUUAUUUUGAAAUUUCUUUAAAUGUUUUAUUACAACAUGUGAUUUGAUUUGUGAGUUGCCCACAGUAUCAAACUAUUGCCAUCAAAGUGAGAUUUGUCAUUCGUUUUGCCAAAUUGCUUUAUUUCAUGUGCAAAUUCCGUCUGUGUUUGAGGAAUUGUCAUGUGGAUGUACCAUUGAGUUGUGUUUUUAUGACUUACACAGGUUAGUCCCUGAUCGUUUUAUUUGUUGCUGCUUGUCAAGAUUGGAGAAAUUAUCAUUUCAGUUUUACAGGGAUUCCUUCCCUUUUUAACAUAUCAAGUUUUAUUUGAUAUCUUCGCUGAUCCACAACACCCUAUAAGAGGUGUGGAUGUCUCCUAGUGAAAAUUCAUCUUGAAUUAAUCAUCUGUUUGAUUGAAUUAUGAAUGAAUAAAUAUAUAUAUAUGAAUAUAUAUAUACA
This is a messenger RNA of Esox lucius (northern pike), 12339 nucleotides long. RefSeq names its product WD repeat and FYVE domain containing 3 (gene wdfy3). NCBI's taxonomy places the organism in Eukaryota, Metazoa, Chordata, Actinopteri, Esociformes, Esocidae. The coding region runs from base 266 to 11062 and encodes 3598 amino acids. Gene Ontology annotation, molecular function: protein binding; metal ion binding. The transcript has 70 exons. The record is from RefSeq and is a predicted model, not a curated record.